Darwinula stevensoni is the source of this 2288-nucleotide messenger RNA. Lineage: Eukaryota; Metazoa; Arthropoda; Ostracoda; Podocopida; Darwinulidae. The record is from the annotation of a GenBank genome assembly.
GCCAAACGUAUCACCUUCAGCGGUAGAGGGCUUCCCUCAGAAAAUCCAGAAAUUUAUACUUGUGUAACUGAACCCAAUGUAUCCCACUUCCUAAGUUUCUGUUCUUAGUUAGGAGUUGUCUCGAGAGCAGAAUGAUGGCAAUGGAUACCUUUGGAUCCGAAUUGGUGACAUCCAAAGUUAAGAGUGCCAUUCGAGCCAAGUUGGUGGAACUUGGAGCAUAUGUGGAUGAGGAACUGCCAGAUUAUGUGAUGAUCAUGAUUGCCAACAAGAAAACUAAAGAGCAAAUGGAAGAAGACCUGGUGCUCUUCCUGGGAGAGAAGACUCAAGUGUUUUCACAAUGGCUUCAUGACAUCCUUCAGAAGCUUCAGCAGGUGACUGUCCAUGAGAAAUCCAAGAAAGGGUCACUUUCUGAAAAACUUCCCAAGACAGAGAAAGAAAAGUCAUCAAGUUCUGAGGCUCCCAAGUCUGUUGAAGUGAGCAAGAAAGGGGAGCUGAAAAAGCCAGUUAAUGACUUAAGUAAGAAGUUAACAGCUUCCAAGAAGGAGGAUGAUAAGGGAAAGGCAGAGGAGGAGAAAAGGAAGAAAAAAAAAGUAGAAGGAAAGGUCAAGGGUGAAGAACAAAAAAAACGAAAGAAAACUCCCAGAGAUGAUUCACCAGAGAAGAAGAAAAAGAGAGUAGAGAAAGGAGAUACUGGUAAAACCAAGGAAGUAGCCAAGAAAAGCAAGGAAGAAGGUGGAAAAGAGGUUAAAAAACUCAAAGUUGAGAAAGAAUUGCAAUCAAAGAAGGGUGAGAAGUCAAAAGAUUCAUCUAGGUCUCAGGAAAAGAAGAAGAAGAGCUCAGAGUCACAUGAAUUGAUCUCAAUUGGUGGGGUGAAGGAGCACAAGAAGAUCCCUGAGCAAGGGAGCAAAGAUAUUCAUACGGGCAAAAUUCAAAGUGAAAUUGGAAAAGAGCAGAAGAAGGCCACUGAGCAAGGAAGCAAAGAUAUUCAUCUGGGCAAAUAUCAAAGUGAAAUUGGAAAGGUUAGCGAAAAGCCUGCACCCCAUCCUUUACCUGGAGCUGUUGAGAAAAAACCUGUGGCUUCUAUCCUGAAGUUUGAAGGACCCAAAAUCCCUGAAGUAGCUGCAGAAGAUUCUGAUGCCAUUGCACUUCAAGUUGAAUGUGAUUCUGAGGAGGAAUUGGAUGUGAAUGAGAAGAAGGUGAAUGAGUCAAGAAUACCAGAAAUAGCCUUAGUCAGUACCAGCUCCGGCCCUAAGAAGGAAGUGGAUAGAGGGAAAUAUUCAAAGGAAGUAGAUACCAGAUUGAUAUUGGAUAGAAAGAGAAGGAAGAAGGAGGAGGAGGCAGACUCACAACAGGCCGCCAAGUCUCGCCGCUCCAUCUUUUCAAGGAUUGGUGCCAUUCGACACUCAGAGGAGAGUGAUGAAGGGGACAACUCUGCUCCUCAGAGUAUUUCAAGUGUUGUUUCUGUGCAGAGCAGGCCAAAGCGACCAGCUGAUAAGAUGGCUAAUAAACAGCUGUUCCUGCAUGCCAUAGCUGAGGCUCAGAAAUCUGUCUCAGGGUCAAUCAAAACUAAAGUACCUGAAUUGGAGGUGAUUUUUUUUAUUGGCUUCUAUUCUGAGGUUGUAACAGCAUGCAAUCUAGAAAUCAAAACCAGCCAUGAGGAGGAGGACUCAGAUUCAAAGAAGACUAAAUCAUCAAGUCUGGAAGAUUCCUCCCUCAGAGAAGAUGAAAUAGAGGAAUUUGCAGAGUCCUCAUCCCAUGAUUCCCAAAUCUUGAUUCUGCCAACGCCUUCACCUGGUCCUGUAAAACUGGGGAUCAGAGAUCGAAUCCAAAAGGGUUCCCUGCUCUGUGCUGAAGUUCAGCCCAUCCAGAAAUCCAUAAACUUGGAGGAUAAGGAGAACUCCUUUACGGAAGAUUUGCAAAGCCAAUAUAGCAAGGAGGAGGUAGAUAUGCAGGAGAGACAUGCUGAAAUGGACGAAGAAGACAUGAGGGAGGAUGACAAUAGUCCCACAAGAUUCUAUGUCACUAUGAAGGGAGUCAAUCCUGCUUUUUUCAAUCUCAAUGACACUGGUGAUGGAACCUUGGAAUCUGUGAUAUCUCCCACAGUCACAAUGAAUCCCGUUCUUCUGCCUAAUUCUGUGGAUGUGAUGGAUUAUGAUGAGCCAGCAGAAAACAUGGAGUUCGAGGAAACACCUAAGAGCCUGUUCCACCCCCACGAGUCCCUGCAAAGCAAUGUCGCUUUGGGGCUGGAUGUGGGAAUCCUGCUUGCAAAUUUUCGCAUCCCAAAGUAA